Molecule: messenger RNA, 2025 nt
Organism: Uloborus diversus
Lineage: Eukaryota; Metazoa; Arthropoda; Arachnida; Araneae; Uloboridae
Exons: 2
Coding region: 1-2025 (674 amino acids)
Source: RefSeq, a predicted model, not a curated record
AUGACAGGUGGUUAUAAAUUACUUCCUAGUGGCCUUGCCGCAAUUGAAACUAAACUAGGGUGGACACUAAUGGGGAAGAACUCUAGUUUAGAAUCUCGAGAAAGCACUGCAUUACUUGUAACGAGUAUGAUUUGUAAUGAUACUUGUAUAUCAAACUUGUGGUCACUGGAAACGAUCGGUAUACUGGAUCCAUCUGAGAAGAAAACGCAAGAUGAAUUGCAUGCAGCAGCUAAAGAAAAUUUUUUGAGAACUGUUAGAAUAGACGAUGAAGGAAGGUUUAUCGUUGAUUUGCCUUGGUUGAGUGAACAUCCCCCUCUGCCUGAAAAUUUUGAAUUGGCUUUGAAGAGACUGAACAACACAGUAAAGAACUUAAAAGCGAAAAAUCUGUAUGAGGAUUAUGACCUGGUUUUCAAAGAAUGGGAAAAGGAGGGAAUAAUUGAAGAGGUUCCUUAUAAUGAAAUUCAAGAACCAUCGCAUUAUUUACCACAUCGGCCUGUUGUCAAAGAAAAUAGUACGACUCGCAUUAGGCCAGUAUUCGAUGCUUCCGCUAAGUCGAGAUCUUCACCAAGUCUAAAUGACUGCCUUGAAAAGGGUAUGAACCUUAUUGAAUUCAUUCCAUCAAUAUUAACACGCUUUCGUAUGUAUAAAAUAGGGGUUACUGCUGAUAUAUGUAAAGCGUUUCUGCAAAUCCGUGUAUCUGAAAGAGACAAAAAUUAUCUGAGAUUCCUCUGGUACAACGAUAAGUCUGAGCUAAAGUAUUUCAGGCACUGUCGUGUAAUAUUCGGUGCUUCGUGUAGCCCUUUUUUACUUGGAUCUGUGGUUCAGUAUCAUUUAGAAUCAGCACUAGAAGAGGCACGAGUUGAGUCCUCGAAAUAUCCCGUUGAAACUGUAGAAGAACUUGCUAACAGUUUUUAUGUGGACAAUUGUCUUGUUAGCGUAAAGGAUGAAGCUCAGUUGCAUAAAUUUAUGCAAGCGGCUACAGAAAUAUUAAUGGAGAGAAAAUUUGAAUUACGAGGGUGGGAGUACUCGGAUUCCCGCUGUCAAGUUUCAGAACCCACGAAUAUGCUAGGAAUGAUGUGGGACCGUGGAAAUGAUACCCUCAGUUUAAAGUUAUCACAUGAUACUGAUACCUCUUCGAUGAAAAUUUCUAAGAGGUCAAUUUUGUCUGCUGCACAUAAAACGUUUGAUCCUUUAGGCAUAGUCUGUCCGGUUACUUUACUGCCAAAACUUUUGCUGCAGAGGUUAUGGGAAUGCAAAUUAACAUGGGAUCAAGAAGUAGAUACAAAUAUUGAAGAAGAAUUCUUGAAAUGGUUGAAAAAUUUGGAGACUUUGAAAGAAUUGAAGAUAACUAGAUGGUUGCAAUGCGAAUACGUAAUUGAUAGUUUACAUUUUUUCUGCGACGCUAGUAAGUCUGCCUAUUCAGCUGUUGUUUUUAUAAAAAUUUGUUUGAAUGAUUCAGUAGCUGUUCAUCUGCUAAGAGCUAAAUCUCGGAUUGCACCUUGUGGAAAGAAAGAGACGACUAUAGCAAGAUUAGAGCUUCUUGGAGCCACAAUUUUAGCACGUCUUUCUGUAGAAGUUCUGAAAGAAUUCAAAAAAGAGAAAAUUGUGUUUUGGACUGAUUCUACUACCGUUCUUUCAUGGUUGAGAAGAGAAGGGCCGUGGGGAGUGUUUGUACAAAACCGAGUGCAGGAAAUUAGAUCCUUGACUCCUUUGAAUGCAUGGCGGUUCGUCCCAGGAUCACUAAAUCCAGCAGAUCUUCCGAGUAGAGGUUGUUCUGCUCGUCAACUUCUUUCGUCAAAAUGGUGGGAAGGUCCGCAAUGGUUGUAUUUCCCAUCGGAAGAAUGGCCAAAAGACGAAUUUUGUGUUGAUGAAGAAGAAAUUCAAAGUGAAAGAAAGAGAGGCGUGGUAUCAUCUAUGGUCAACAUGCAAUGCACAGAUAACAUUUGCGACGUCGCUGCACCUGUCAUUUGUGACAUUAUGAAGACGUCACUAUUACAUCUCAUUGUGACGUCGACGCCGCCCUAA